Aphanomyces astaci is the source of this 348-nucleotide messenger RNA. RefSeq lists its product as hypothetical. The record is from RefSeq and is a predicted model, not a curated record. The coding region runs from base 1 to 348 and encodes 115 amino acids. Lineage: Eukaryota; Oomycota; Saprolegniomycetes; Saprolegniales; Verrucalvaceae. The transcript is spliced from 2 exons.
AUGGUCGCGGCCACAAUACAGCGUAUGAAGGACUUCGUUAAGCAGCACCGUCAGCGCAGUCUCACGUACGACGAGAGGCUUGACAUUCUGUGGCUUCAAGCUACUCUGUGGGAAGACAACACUGUAGAUGUCGCUGGCACUAUAGCCCGGCUGCUUGGUCGAAUUCGAGACCUUGUGCAGACUUUUGUCCGCGAUAAAUCUGUCACUAGCACGCCCACUGUGGCGAAGGACGUUCUCGCCUUGCUGCGAGAUGCCCACGUGGUCACCGUUGCCGAUGGAGCCAAAGACCACGCCGCUUGUCUGCGCGCCGUUCAGCGCUUCUUGGACAAGCAAGGCAAAUUUGACUGA